Messenger RNA from Diaporthe amygdali, 1032 nucleotides. RefSeq lists its product as uncharacterized. The coding region runs from base 1 to 1032 and encodes 343 amino acids. NCBI's taxonomy places the organism in Eukaryota, Fungi, Ascomycota, Sordariomycetes, Diaporthales, Diaporthaceae. The transcript has 3 exons. The record is from RefSeq and is a predicted model, not a curated record.
AUGGCGACUUUCAACUUCCUCAUCGUCUUCUCUUUGUACCUCCUGCAGGCUGCAGGUCACGCCUUUCCCACCAUGAUCCUGCAGCGGCAUGAUGGAGUCUUCCCCAACGUCACCAAUUCCACCAACACCUCGUCUGUGGACGCCGCCUCUGGUACCUUUGUGAUCUCUGUCAACGCUCCUCGUGAGGUUGACCAGAUGGUUGCCAACCAGGUCAAGCGCUACAAGGACACUGUCAAUCUCGCCGACGACCAUGAGAUUCUUCCUGGCAACGGCAAGGAAAAGCGAGUCCACCACAAAUGCCACCUGACCUGCAGCCCUACCAACCUGGUCAGCCUUUGCAAGGGUUCUCCUGUCCUCGCUGGAUGUACCAAUGACUGCACCCUCUACACUAAAGGCCCCUUCCCGCUUACUGGAGGUAACGGUGUGGCACCCCUUGGUGGCAACGACACUGACCCCGAUGCCAAUGUCACUGCGGACGAGGAGCAUGUUGCUUGCGAGACCAGCGGCCUGAGAAAGGUAUUUGCUGACACCGAAGACUCUCAUAACUUGCCUACUGCAUAUGAUAAUGGGGACCCGACUCCUGACACCAUCAUUCGUGCCAACACGGAGAUCCAUAUGCCACUGCUUGAGGCCUCAACGGGUUCUACUAUGACCCCGGUGACCCAGGAGCAGGUAAGGGAUGGCCAGCUCUAUGAGAAGGUCGCAUUACUCCACGAAUCGCCCCGGGAGCUCACCAAGUCUGCUGUGCUCGGUGAACUUUUCAAGAAUGGCGUCAGGCGCUUGCUCCCUGACAAGACCACCACCAACCCGGAGACCAAACCGCAGCCAGAGGUAGGCCCUCCUUCCGUCUGGAGCCGACUCUUCACCCGCGAGCUGCCUGUUACCAUUGACGGAGACCUGGUGGACGGUAUCCUGAUCACCGACCCUCCCGGCGCAGACCCAACUUCUGUUGACGAUGAUGAGGGAGCUGACGUUGAGUACGAGGAUGGAGAUUCUGAGGAUGCCGAGGUUGACUCUGAGGACGAGGACUAG